AUGAACAGUCUUGGUAUGUUGGCGCCCGGUUCACUUCGCCACGUCAAUGAGAGGCCAUUGGGUCCUCUCCCACGUAACCAUAAUAGGACGGAGCUGCUCGCACGUUCUCAUAACGAGAAGCGAGCAUGCUUGGAAUCGCUUCGAGACUAUGGUGAAGAGUUGCACAAGUCAUUGACGAGUGCCGCUUUCAAAGACCUGCCCGACCCUGACAUGAUGAGUACACAGCCGGAAAUCCGGUGGUACAUGAGGCCGCACCUGAUUGACUUCCUAAUUCAGCUGCACUCCUUUUUUAAGCUAGAACAGGAGACGUUAUUUUUGGCUUGCACAGUGUGUGACAGAUAUCUGUCUAAGCGAAUAGUAUACGAGAAGCACUACCAAUUGACAGUCGCAACUUCACUUUGGAUAGCUGCAAAGUAUGAGGAUAAGAAGGCCGCAACUCCAAGUUUGCAAGAGUUGGUGAUGAUGUGCGGUGAGUUAUAUGAUAAGUCUCUAUUUUUGCAAAUGGAGCGGCACAUCUUGGCUACGUUAGGAUGGGAAGUUAUAGGACCAUUAAAUAUGCAAACAUGUUUGGAUUCCUGUAUCGAAUCACAGCCAUUCGUAGCCUCAGGUAAUGAAAUACCCAAGUCUCUAGUAAGUAUAGCCUCAUAUCUAUGUGAGAUAUCGCUAUAUGACAAAAAUUACCUCUACCUAUCAUCGGGAAUUAAAGUAACGUCAGCGGUGCUGCUUGCAUCUAAAAUUUGUAAUGAUGACAGGUUCACCACUUACCUUUCACAGCGUUUAGCAGAUGUCGCAGUUAACAGCCCAAAUCAGGCAUUUUACGACUUUCCAUUGACACCUGAUGACUUAAACUACUACCAUUCGCCAGGUUUUCAUAAUUUACCGUUCUUACAGUUUACCAACAGCACAAUAGAAGACAUUAGAAUGUGUUCAUUACUAUAUCUUAAGGAUCUUUACAAGCAGAGUCGAAUUCCUAAUAGUUUUGUCGCAGCAGCUAAGAAGUAUAGGGCUUCUUUCGUUUCUGUUUAUUUAGACCAGUUCACUUCAAGAUACCAGAAGUUGUUCAUUAAUUUAUUCAAGCUAGUUGAGAUGGAGGAGACCCAGGUGGAUAAUUCCGUUAUUGCCCAACUAUCUGUUACUAAAACGCAACUGAUCGAUUACUUGAUAGGUUUGACCAAUGUGGGUUCCAACAGUGAGAGUUUAUCUACUUUCGAUGAAGGUGCUGAAAAAUUCAAAAGAUUCUCAUGUAUGGCAGAAAUAGGCUAUAGUGCUGUUUCUGUUGAGAAUUCCCCAGAUUUUACUGGUAAUCCUGCUGACUUCCCUACUAGAUGCCAAUGGGCGGCACCUGGAAGACAAAGAUCUUCUUCCGCGUGUCUUUCUCCAUCCUCUUCUGCUUCUACAUCAUGGAGCUCCGUAUUCAGUGGUGGGGUGAACAAUAAUUCAGCACUGUUCCCUGGCACUGGCGACAUCUCUUCACCUUUUCAGCAUAAUCACAAAAACAAUUUGACGCUAAGUUCAGCGUUGCCAGAGGGCUCCUCGUCGGGAAUUAAUACCAUACGCAGUUAUACUCAAAAUGAUUCUAAUCUGCAUUAG
This is a messenger RNA of Eremothecium sinecaudum, 1590 nucleotides long. RefSeq names its product cyclin family protein. Gene Ontology annotation, cellular component: nucleus; cyclin-dependent protein kinase holoenzyme complex; cytoplasm. NCBI's taxonomy places the organism in Eukaryota, Fungi, Ascomycota, Saccharomycetes, Saccharomycetales, Saccharomycetaceae. The transcript has a single exon. Gene Ontology annotation, biological process: regulation of cyclin-dependent protein serine/threonine kinase activity; mitotic cell cycle phase transition. Gene Ontology annotation, molecular function: cyclin-dependent protein serine/threonine kinase regulator activity. Bases 1 to 1590 code for a protein of 529 amino acids. The record is from RefSeq and is a predicted model, not a curated record.